Molecule: messenger RNA, 1424 nt
Organism: Abrus precatorius (Indian licorice)
Lineage: Eukaryota; Viridiplantae; Streptophyta; Magnoliopsida; Fabales; Fabaceae
Product: ATP-dependent Clp protease proteolytic subunit 5, chloroplastic-like
Exons: 9
Coding region: 143-1057 (304 amino acids)
Biological process (GO): protein quality control for misfolded or incompletely synthesized proteins
Cellular component (GO): endopeptidase Clp complex
Molecular function (GO): ATP-dependent peptidase activity; ATPase binding; serine-type endopeptidase activity
Source: RefSeq, a predicted model, not a curated record
AGGACUAAUAAAAUGCUGCGUCCGCUUAAACCAUAGCAGGCCAGUGAACAAAAAAAAAUUAAAAAGCAAAAACCACUGGUACUGUUGAUGAAGCACUUGGAUAACAACUACUAGAAUUGAAGCAAGCAAAGCAAAUUCAAGAAUGGCGCACGCACCCUCUCUUCGGUUCACCUCUCUCGUUCGUUCCUCUCCUGCCCCUUCUUCUUCUCACUCUCAUUCCCAGACUCAUACCCUUUCGCUUGCUUCACACGCUUCUCGCCUCUCCUUGAAAUUGGUAGGAAAUAGAAAGAAGACUAAAUUUUCUCCUGUGGCAGUGAAGGCUGUGUAUGCUAAUGAAUUUUGGGCACCAGAGAGGACUUCCCGUCUGGGAAUUUGGUCCAUAAGGGAUAAUGUGCAAGUCCCAUCUUCUCCUUAUUUCCCUGCAUAUGCACAGGGACAAGGGCCUCCACCAAUGGUGCAGGAACGUUUUCAGAGUGUAAUUAGUCAGCUUUUUCAAUAUAGAAUAAUACGGUGUGGGGGAGCGGUCGAUGAUGAUAUGGCUAACAUCAUAGUUGCUCAGCUUCUUUACCUCGAUGCUGUUGAUCCUCAUAAGGAUAUUGUCAUGUAUGUAAAUUCUCCAGGAGGAUCAGUUACAGCUGGCAUGGCAAUAUUUGAUACAAUGAGGCAUAUACGACCUGACGUGUCCACUGUUUGUGUUGGACUAGCAGCUAGUAUGGGUGCUUUUCUGCUUAGCGCAGGGACCAAAGGAAAGCGAUACAGCUUACCAAAUUCAAGGAUAAUGAUUCACCAACCCCUUGGUGGAGCUCAAGGAGCACAAAGUGACAUAGAUAUUCAGGCAAAUGAAAUGCUGCAUCAUAAGGCAAACCUGAAUGGAUAUCUAUCCUAUCACACUGGCCAAAGUUUAGAAAAGAUCAACCAGGAUACAGACCGUGAUUUUUUCAUGAGUGCAAAAGAAGCCAAAGAAUAUGGACUCAUCGACUGUGUCAUUAUGAAUCCUCUCAAAGCUCUCCAGCCAUUGCCUGCUGCAGCAGAGGGUAAAGAUCUAGCUAGCGUUUGAACUUGAGACUAUUGCUUCAUUGCCGGGUAAAAUUAUUAAAGCAUAGUGUUAAAUAAGAACGAUCUUCUGGGUUUUUGAGUCUAACUUUAUUUUGUUAUAAAACAUUUUGGGUGGCGCCCAGUGAUUUGAGGGUAGUUUUAGGAUAACAUUAACAGCUAACUUCUUCGUGAUUUUAACUAGGAAAAAAUCUAAAUCCUCAAUCUUUCACUGUGAUGUUCUCACGUCUGUAUGAUUGUAUAUGUGUAUGCACAGGUCGAAUACACCCGGGUACGUGUUUGUUUUGGGAUUUGGAUUCCCAGUUAUUGGAUAAAAUCCCUGCAUUUGGAUUCUCAUAACAAUAAUAAUGAAAACGACACCGGGCAAUUGU